Molecule: messenger RNA, 486 nt
Organism: Penicillium antarcticum
Lineage: Eukaryota; Fungi; Ascomycota; Eurotiomycetes; Eurotiales; Aspergillaceae
Exons: 2
Coding region: 1-486 (161 amino acids)
Source: RefSeq, a predicted model, not a curated record
AUGUUCUGCCUACGAAGUUGGCUACCUCUCCUCUUCAUCCCGACCAACGCAUCACCACUCUUCAUCGUUUCGUUCGUCGCCUUAACAUAUAUCAUCCACCGGCCAUGUGUCUACUGCUCGGCCCUCCUCCUGAUCCUCUUCGUAUCCUCAUGUCACUGGUCAGACCGCUGUAUAUUUGACCUUCGAAGCAACUGGUUUGCCCCGCGGUACAGCUCGGCAUCUAGCGACUACGGCGCUAUCUCAGGCAACAACGCCUCUGUUGCGGCUCCGAGUGAUGGAAUGGCAGAAUUCAUCUUCGACACAGUUAAUUCUACCGCUAAGGCUCUGGCCGGUGCUGCUAUGGAGGGUGUGCAACAUCGCCUCGCCUCCAAUAGUUUGGAAUCAAAACCCGACGAGUGGACUGGCGUUGGGCUAGAAUGGAUGCGCAGUCUCCUCGGCAGACGGGAAUGGACUCUCCCAUGUGUGGAUGUGAAGGUCCGUCUUUGA